AUGGCAAGAGCCAACCGAGACCCUGACUUUUUCAAUCAAUUGAUUGAACAUAAUCCUAUACCUGGCCUUAUUAUUAGAGCUGGAAGAAUAAUAAAUAAUGAUGCUAUCAUGCCCGCAGCUUAUGAUGCUGCUAUGGUGUACCACGAUGCAAGUGCCGUGCGCGCACUUAUGAACUAUACGUCCGCGAAGAUGCGUGACGUCAAUAUUAUUACCGGACAGCGCCUCAGACAAAAACUUUUAACUUUAUAA
This is a messenger RNA of Arctia plantaginis, 249 nucleotides long. The record is from the annotation of a GenBank genome assembly. Lineage: Eukaryota; Metazoa; Arthropoda; Insecta; Lepidoptera; Erebidae.